GACAACUGUAUUUUAGUCAGUGUGUUUUGUUUACGUUUUGCAGAGAAGGGCACUCCUCCGAUUAAGUCCGGUCGUGUGCUGGAUCUGUACUGCGAAGGUUGACAUGCUGCGUCAAUGCUGCUCCUCUCUAUUUCAGUGAAUUGCUCCUUCAAAUUGUACUGAGUGGUCUUUUGGGCCCCCGAUUCCCGAAACGUAUCAAGCACCGCCUCAAGAGUCUCACUCAAUAACUGGCCGUUGUUACUGUUGCUUCGUCAGUGAUUUGUUGGCAGCGCGAGCGGACGUUGCUCAGGACACUUCUCUGCAGAAAUAAUUAUUUUUGUUCAGUUCAAGGAUUCUGUGUGCGCGAUCUGCUUCCUUGGAACGGGUGCACGAUGCUCGCGGCGGCACUAGCUGCCAGUGCAGUGGUGUGCGUGACUGUGUUCACUGUGUUCUUGUGCCUAUCUCGUCGCCGCCGCCGCACAAAGUUUCGAGGUCGCCAGCGCUUGACAACGAUCCACCGGUCUCCCUCCGUAAAAGCUUUCGAUGGAGCGAACGAGCCCGACAAUGUCCAAAGACGACCGGUGCUGGGCGUCGAGCAGGAGUUUUCACGUGACGCGCUCUGCUUUCUGAAAACAAUUGGCGAGGGUGACUUCACGAAAUUAAUGAAGGGUGAGGCGUCAGGCCUGUUGCACAGCGACAGUGUAUCCACAGUGCUAAUCAAAACCCUGGCCAGCACAUCGCCUAAGGCAGCACGCCGCAAGUUCCUCGCGGAAAUAUCUGUACUAUCACGACUUGAGCAUGCCAAUAUUCUACCACUACUGGCCGUCUGCAGUGAGAUUGAUCCACCAUGUAUGAUAUUCGAUUAUAGUGAAAUUGAAGAUCUGAAGAGCUACCUGCUGGCGGCGAAUCAGGUUGGGACGAGCGGUGGUGACGACUCCAUGUUUUCUAUGCUGCGCACGCCUGACCUUUCGGGCAUACUGCUUGACAUCGUGAUGGCGGUGGACUACCUGCAGUCACGGAACAUAUGCCAUACGGACAUCUCAACACGCCAUUGCCAGGUGAGGAGUGGAGGUCAAGUGAGAUUAGCUCCGUUUCAGUUCAUUGUGCCGUCAAAGUACACGGAUGACUACUGCGUUGUCGGGGACUAUGAGGUCGAGGAUGGUUUCCGCGGCGCUCGCACGUUACCUGUUCGGUGGAUGGCUCCGGAAUCACUGGAGCAGGGUGUGUUUCACUUGAAGUCGGACAUCUGGGCAUUGGGCGUUACUGCCUGGGAGAUAUUCUCCUUCGGUGCCACGCCGUACCGGGGAUUCUCGACCGACGAAGUCAUCGAUCAAGUACCGUCUGGUCAGCUGGUCCUCUCCACGCCGCCGCAGUGCCCCAUUCAGUUGUGGAAGGUUAUCCGAGCGUGCCUCGCCUACGAGCCGUCCAAGCGCAUCCCGGCCAGCACUCUCUUGCGCCAGGUCAAGCAGCUGCACGCAAACAUCUCCCGCUCCAAUGUCAUCCUUGAUCUUGGCGCUGUGGAUGGUGAUAUUGGAGAUGGGCUCUUGAUAUCGCCGGUGGAAUAACAAUUGAGGUUUUCUCUAACUCACCGGACUCCCAGCUCCGUGUGAUUGAGUGGUUGCCGUAUUUUGGAAUGUAGACAAUACUACUAGACAUGUGUCUGAUCCUCAAGAACAAGAAUUCUUUUUUUAAGUCCACUUUUUUAUACCAAUCGGCCCACUGCAUGCAUGGCCCAUGUUGGUCAAGUUACUAUACCAGUCUAUGUUCUGGAGUCUCACGUAUCCAGUUUGUCGUGGCACAGCAUCCUGGUUUUCCACGAGGCACACCAUUUCCACGGAUGGUGCCCUUGUUGUCGUGGGCAACACUGCUAUCUUCUAUUUCCUUAUUUCUCCUAUUUAAUAUUUGUAGUCGAGAGUAGAAACGUUUACGCAAACGCAACAUGGUUUUAUCAUUCCAUUCAUGCAAACUAUUUUGCAAGUACUCCUCCCUGCUGAACCGUUCGUGUGCCCUCCCACUUAACCAGCUAUUACGUUGCCCUUCUUUCCAUUGCAUUAUCCUUCAGCUCUGUUUAUUGACUAGUAAUAAUAGUAUCCUCUUGCUGCGAUGUGCUGUAGUAAUUUAGGUUGUGACUUUCUGCUUUACGCCAAUACCCACAUUGAGUUAGCACCGCAGCCCGCUGGCUUUCACUCCAUAGUAGUUGACCAUGCAUGCAGGCAAUGUACGUGGACCGUACACGUGCUGUAUAUGUGCCGCAUAUGCACUCAUAGUGCGCUGAUACACUUUUGUCUCAACUUGAUUCACACCGCUGUAUAGAUCAUGUCUUGCCGUGAACUGUUA
This is a messenger RNA of Sycon ciliatum, 2316 nucleotides long. RefSeq names its product muscle, skeletal receptor tyrosine-protein kinase-like. The coding region runs from base 372 to 1544 and encodes 390 amino acids. Gene Ontology annotation, cellular component: signaling receptor complex; plasma membrane. NCBI's taxonomy places the organism in Eukaryota, Metazoa, Porifera, Calcarea, Leucosolenida, Sycettidae. Gene Ontology annotation, biological process: multicellular organism development; positive regulation of kinase activity; positive regulation of neuron projection development. Gene Ontology annotation, molecular function: transmembrane receptor protein tyrosine kinase activity; ATP binding; Wnt-protein binding. The transcript is spliced from 5 exons. The record is from RefSeq and is a predicted model, not a curated record.